GAAGUCGAAAUGUACAAUGGUUAUGGUUAGGUAAGGUUUAUGAUUAGGGUUAGGAUAGGGAUUAAGGUUAGGUUUAGGGUAGGGACGGCCAAAGGACAGCGCUAACGGUUUGGUGGGUGUGCCGGGGUGUGGCUUGAAGGAAUGAGUGACGUAUUCAAAGGCAGCUGCCAUGCUUAUAGCGUUCUCCCACUCCUCACGUAUUUUUCAACUGAUCGUUCAGAACAACACAGUUUACGUUUAAUUGAACGUUUCACACUGUUUUUUCUGUGGCCUACUGAACACGGUGCACAGAUCCACAAGGACAUGAUCGCCGCUGUUCUAAAAAAGACCCAUCGACGUCUUCUAUAGAACCUAGGCUUUCGGACGGACAUCACUAGGGCAGGAGCCAUGAUUCCUGUGACGGAGUUCCGACAGUUUUCGGAACAGCAGCCACAGUUCCGGGUUCUGAAGCCCUGGUGGGAUGUGUUCACAGACUACCUCUCUGUGGUCAUGCUAAUGAUCGGAGUGUUCGGAUGCACCCUACAGGUGAUGCAGGACAAAAUCAUCUGCCUUCCCCAGAGAAUGUCCAUGCCGAACCAAACAAUACUCUUACCAAAUAAAACCGAGCUGGUCUCACCCGCUGUGCCACAGGACGUGCACGAGAUGAUGGGCCUGAAAACCAACCUGGACCUCCAGCAGUACAGCUUCAUCAACCAGAUGUGCUACGAGAAGGCUCUGCACUGGUACGCCAAGUACUUCCCUUACCUGGUCCUCAUACACACCCUGAUCUUCAUGGUGUGUAGCAACUUCUGGUUCAAGUUCCCAGGCUCCAGCUCUAAAAUAGAACAUUUCAUCUCCAUCUUGGGAAAAUGCUUUGACUCCCCCUGGACUACCAGAGCUCUGUCUGAAGUGUCUGGAGAGAACCCAGAGGAGAAGGAUAAGAAGUGCAGUGCCAGCAGAGCGAUCCUCAACGUGUCUGUAGAGGGGAACCUUGACAACCUGGAGAAGACCCAGUCCCUCAAAUCCAUCCCAGAGAAGAUUGUCGUGGACAAGCCCACAGCUAGUGCCCUGGAAAAGAAGGAAGGAGAGCAAGCCAAAGCUCUGUUUGAGAAGGUGAAGAAGUUCCGCCUGCAUGUUGAGGAGGGUGACAUCCUCUAUAUUAUGUAUGUUCGCCAAACUGUUCUCAAAGUGAUGAAGUUCCUCCUCAUCAUCGCAUAUAACAGUGCGUUGGUCUCUGAGGUGCAGAUCACAGUGAAGUGCAAUGUGGACAUGCAGGACAUGACGGGAUAUAAGCAUUUCUCCUGUAAUCACACCAUGGCCCACCUGUUCUCCAAGCUGUCAUACUGUUACCUAUGCUUCGUGGCUGUGUAUGGAAUCACCUGCCUCUACACUUCCUACUGGCUCUUCUACCGCUCGCUGAAGGAGUACUCCUUCGAAUACGUACGGCAGGAAACGGGAAUCGAUGACAUCCCAGACGUGAAGAAUGACUUUGCCUUCAUGCUGCACAUGAUUGACCAGUAUGACCCACUAUACUCCAAGAGAUUCGCAGUGUUCCUAUCGGAGGUCAGUGAAAACAAACUAAAACAGCUGAACCUGAACCAUGAGUGGACGCCAGAGAAGCUGCGUCAGAGACUGAUGACCAACCACAACAACAGACUGGAGCUGCAGCUCUUCAUGCUGUCUGGGCUUCCAGACACCAUCUUUGAGGUGACAGAGCUCCAGUCCCUGAAGCUGGAGAUCAUCAACAACGUAACCAUCCCAGCCUCCAUCGCCCAGCUUGAAGACCUUCAGGAGCUUUCUCUGUAUCAGUGUUAUUUAAAGAUUCACACCACAGCCACCUCCUUCCUCAAGGAGAACCUCAAGGUGCUCAGGGUGAAGUUUGAUGACAGCAGAGAGCUGCCUCAUUGGCUGUACCACCUGCGGAAUCUAGAGGAGCUCUACCUCAUUGGCUCACUGAGUCCUGACGCUUCUAAAAAUGUGGUUCUGGAGUCCCUGAGGGAGCUGAAGAAUCUGAAGACCCUGUCACUCAAAAGUAACUUUACAAAGAUCCCCCAGUCCAUUGUGGACGUGUCCAGCCACCUGCAGAGGCUGUAUGUCUACAACGACGGCACUAAGCUGGUGAUGCUCAACAAUCUGAAGAAGAUGGUGAACCUGACUGAACUGGAGCUGGUGCACUGUGACCUGGAACGCAUCCCACAUGCUGUCUUCAGCCUCACGAACCUACAGGAGUUGGACCUGAAAGAAAACAACCUGCACUCCAUCGAGGAGAUAGUCAGCUGCCAGCACCUCCGCAAGCUGACGUGCCUGAAACUCUGGCACAACAGUAUCUGCUACAUCCCAGAACACAUCAAGAAGCUGGGCAGCCUGGAGCGCCUCUACUUCAGUCACAACAAGAUCGAGAUCUUGCCCUCGCACCUGUUCUUAUGCAACAAGCUUCGUUACCUGGACCUGUCCAACAACGACAUCCGGUUCAUUCCGCCGGAGAUCGGUGUCCUACAGAGUCUUCAGUACUUCUCUGUCACAUGCAACAAGAUUGAGAACCUCCCAGACGAGCUGUUCUUUUGCAAGAAGCUCACAACCCUCAAGCUGGCCAAGAAUACGCUGUCAUUGCUCUCACCAAAGAUCUCAUACCUGGUUCUAUUGACACACCUGGAACUGAAGGGCAACCAUUUUGAAAUCCUGCCUCCAGAGCUUGGGUUCUGCCGGGCAUUGAAGCGCAGUGGCCUAAUGGUGGAAGACGCUCUGUUUGAAACCUUGCCAUCGGAAAUCAGAGACAAAAUGAAGACCGAGUGAAAUGUCUUACAGUAUCUGUGCAAAAGGCCCUGCGAUAGACUAGCGUCCCGCCCAGGGGUAUACUUCAAGCUGCAUUAAACUAUAUAAAAAAGUGAUAGGACAGGAGCCAAUGGGUUAUUCUGGCUCGGACAAGCCAACUUACUUGACUAUUCAAAAAGAAAAAGCCUGUCUGGCAAUCCUAGUCAACCAAAAUGGUCGAUCUUACUGUAUUACACAUCACGAUCAAAAUCUAAGCACUGUACCCUAAGUUUGUUAUAGGGGGCAGAUGUGAUAAUCAUGGGUGAAUGUUUUUAGUAUUAUGUCGAAGUUUUACUUCAUGACAGAAGGGAACAUGGCAUUGUGUUGUAAUUAAAUGGUUCUUAACAAUAGGAUUAGUCACAUGCAAGGUGUACUUGUACCUAGGCUAACAUUUGACUCCUUAUACCCUGCCAUAUGCCACACAAGGUUUGGCAUGACAUGGAGUGGCAAGGAAUGGAAGCAUAACACAAACAUAUCUGUUUUCUUCUGUUACAUGUAGUUGCUAGUUGACAUAUGUUAAUCACUCAUUGCACCUUUUCUGCAUGUUGCUUAUGUUAUGCUAAUUAAGGCCUGCUUUUUAUGGCUAUUGCAUUGCUGCUUGAAUACUUUUCAUUCGUUUUUUAUAUUUUUUAUAUUGUUUGCCUGCCAUGUGCUAUGCUAUGUAGCCCCUGCUAGCCUAGCCUGCUCUAGCUUUGGCCUUCUGUGCCACGUGCUAUUGCAACCCCUUUUCCAUUCGAUUUGUUGUAUUGCUGCUAUAUUUAUGUACAAGCUUUAUUAAUUUACGUUGCAAUUGUACAUUGUCAUUGCCAUUUGAAAUUCAUACAAAUUAAGUCUGAGUUAUGCACAUUAUUACCUGUUCUUAUUUGUACCUUUGUCUCCUUUGUAGAUAAACUAUGCAUACAUACAUACAUGCAUGCAUAUAUACACACCUUUUGUGUGUGUGUGUGUGUAUAUAUAUAUAUAUAGUAUGUAUGUGAACACCCCUUCAAAUUAGUGGAUUCAGCUAUUUCAAUCACACCUGUUGCUGACAGGUGUAUAAAAUUGAGCACACAGCCAUGCAAUCUCCAUAGACAAACAUUGACAGGUGGCCUUAAUGAAGAGCUCAGUGACUUUCCAACAUGGCACAGUCAUAGGAUGCCACCUUUCCGACAAGUCAGUCAAAUUUCUGCCCUGCUAGGGCUACCCCGGUCAAUUGUAAGUGCUGUUAUUGUGAAGUGGAAACGUCUAGGAGCAACAACGGCUCCGCAGCGAUGUGGUUAGGCCACACAAGCUGACAGAAUGGGAGUGCUGAAGAGCGUAGCACGUAAACAUUAUCUUUCCUCUGCAACACUCAAUACGGCACACAAGCCUAAGGUCACCAAGUGUCGGCUGGAGUCAUGUAAAGCUCGCCACCAUUGGACUCUGCAGCAGUGGAAAUGCGUUCUCUGGAGUGAUGAAUCAUUCUUCACCAUCUGGCAGUCUGAUGUAUGAACCUGUGUCUGGAGGAUGCCAGAAGAAGCCUGAAUGCAUAGUGCUAACUAAAGUUUGGUGGAGAAGGAAUAAUUGUCUUGGGAUGUUCUUCAUGGUUCGGACUAUGCCCCUUAGUUCCAGUGAAGAGAAAUCUAAACGUUACAGCAUACAAUGACAUUCUAGACGAUUCUGUGCUUCUAACUUUGUGGCAACAGUUUAGGGAAGGCCCUUUCCUCUUUAAACAUGACAAUGCGCCCGUGCACAAAGCGAGGUCCUUACAGAAAUGGUUUGUCAAGAUCGGUGUGGAAGAACUUUACUGGCCCGCGUAGAGCCCUGACCUCAACCCCAUCGAACACCUUUGGGAUGAAUUGGAACUCCGACUGAGCCAGGCCUAAUCGCCCAACAUCAGUGCCAACAUCACUAAUGCUCUUGUGGCUGAAUGGAAGCAAUUCCCCACCGCAAUGUUCUAACAUCUAGUGGAAAGCCUUCCCAGAUGAUUGGAGGCGGUUAUAGCAAAUGUGGGACCAACUCCAUAUUAAUGCCCAUGAUUUUGGAAUGAGAUGUUUGACACGCAGGUGUCCACAUACUUUUGGUCAUGUAGUGUACCAAUAAUUGUUGAGACUGGCAACAACUGUUCACCUAACUCAACCAUGUGCUGUAAUUCAACUAAUCUGAACCUGUUCCAUGCCAUGUACCAGCUUCAUCUGAAUACACAUAUACUUUAUCUCUGCCUCUGUCUGCUCCUUCACCACAGCCCCACAGUAGUUGACCAUUAUCCAUUCACCAGUCCUACAUCUCUAUUCUUUACAGAGAUAUUGAAUGUUUUAUCCUGAAGCGCCUCAUCCUUAAGUGCCUGUCUAAACGCGAAUACGCCUCCCUUUCUAUACGAUUUUGGAAUAUAACUUUUUGUUUUUUCAAUAGAUUUGAUCCCCUUUUCUCCCCAAUUUUCGUGGUAUCCAAUCGCUAGUAAUUACUAUCUUGUCUCAUCGCUACAACUCCCGUACGGGCUCAGGAGAGACAAAGGUCGAAAGCCAUGCGUCCUCCGAAGCACAACCCAACCAAGCCGCACUGCUUCUUUAACACAGCGCGCCUCCAACCCGGAAGCCAGCCGCACCAAUGUGUCGGAGGAAACACCGUGCACCUGGCCCCCUUGGUUAGCGCGCACUGCGCCCAGCCCGCCACAGGAGUCGCUGGAGCGCGACGAGACAAGGAAAUCCCUACCGGCCAAACCCUCCCUAACCCGGACGACGCUAUCCCAAUUGUGCGUCGCCCCACGGACCUCCCGGUCGCGGCCGGCUGCGACAGAGCCUGGGCGCGAACCCAGAGACUCUGGUGGCGCAGUUAGCACUGCGAUGCAGUGCCCUAGACCACUGCGCCACCCGGGAGGCCCAUAACUUUAAUUUAAGCGAGAUAGAAUCUUUCAAAUACAAAAGAUAUUAGUGUGAGUAGUUUGGCAAAGUUGCACCCGGCUGUUUUCACAUGCCGCCUUGGGUACGACACAUCCUCUCUCCUUUUGCUUUCAUUUCCACUCAACCAUUCCAUUCCACAUUUCCUGUUUCUCAAAAUAUACCCGGGUGCCGCUUUCCUAAACUGCAUACAGUACGUGUUGUUUUUUUGUUUUUGAAAAAUAAUUUCUCGCUUAUAUGAACGUUAACUUACAAAUGUUUUCAAAAUGGUAUCGUGUGCGAGGUGUAUUUGCGUUUAGACGGAGCAUUUGGGCAAAAAUCCCCUCAAGUGGCAGACAGCUUUGUGAAAGACAGUAUAAUGUUUAACAUUCACUAUUUAUUUGAAUGGGCUAGCUCGGUCCUUGAGUUUGAGUGUUUGCAUUCUCCAUCCCUCUGCUGUUUACCAAAUCAGUGGCGGCUGGCCACUUUGUUUGAACUGCAGAUUGCUCCUUUUAAGCUCAAACAACAUUUGAUCAGGUCACGUUUAAACACGUUUAAUCAUUUCAACCCAUGACUGUUACUUUUUUACAUUAUAGAAACACUAAAAAGGAAAUAUUGAAUCUGAUCCACAGUUCUCUACUCAGGUAGUCUAUAUAUUAUGUUGAAAGUUAUUUAUAGAACAGUGUAGUCUAUAAGUAAAAUGUGGACUCACUCAGCUGUAGCUGUUCUGUCAAUAGCCUGUGGCAAUACUAAAUUUAUCAGGAAGGUUAGCUUGUUUCAGUUAGUCAACAGCUUACACAAGCUAAAACAAUUGUUGCCAAGUUGUAAGUAACGUAUCUUUAUUACAAUCCACAAAACACUUUGCACAUGCCUUAUAGACAGAUUUAUACUUUUUGGUCCUCAGAGAGGUAAAAAAAAGUCCACGCCUUACACUGCAAUGUCUAUCAGAGCUGUAGAUCACUGCAAAGGUGCCAUGGUCAGCUGCUAUCUUAAUGUAUUAAAACAGUACCGUAUCUACAUUUAUGUAGGGCUUUAUAGUCUAAUGCGAAAUAGUACCCCCCCCCCCCCCCCCCAAUGAAUACAUCUGGUGAUGAAAGAUGAUGAAAAGGUAUAUAUUUUGUACAUUCUUUUUUAACGGAUCGUAUUUGCUGUGUUUGGUUCUUGAUGAAUAAAAUAACCAGCUGCUUUAAAUGAGA
Molecule: messenger RNA, 6820 nt
Organism: Salvelinus fontinalis (brook trout)
Lineage: Eukaryota; Metazoa; Chordata; Actinopteri; Salmoniformes; Salmonidae
Product: volume-regulated anion channel subunit LRRC8C-like
Exons: 7
Coding region: 388-2772 (794 amino acids)
Molecular function (GO): protein binding
Source: RefSeq, a predicted model, not a curated record